Frieseomelitta varia is the source of this 644-nucleotide messenger RNA. It is a transcript of the gene ND-13A, whose product is annotated as NADH dehydrogenase [ubiquinone] iron-sulfur protein 6, mitochondrial. The record is from RefSeq and is a predicted model, not a curated record. Gene Ontology annotation, biological process: mitochondrial electron transport, NADH to ubiquinone. Lineage: Eukaryota; Metazoa; Arthropoda; Insecta; Hymenoptera; Apidae. The coding region runs from base 166 to 540 and encodes 124 amino acids. The transcript has 3 exons.
GAUAUACAUAAGUUUAUAUACAUAUACGAUAUAUUCUCUCGUAACUGAUUGGAGUGCAUAUGUACGUUUAUAUACAUGUAGUUAUAUUAUCCUUGGUUAUAAUCCUAUAUAUUACAAACAUGGUGUGAAAUCUCAAAGAAAAACGUGUAGAAAUAUUAAAAAAAUAUGGCGAAUAUGAAGAUAAUGAAAUUUUUAGAAGCCUCCAAUAAAAUGUAUAAACCUAAUAUUAUAAGAUUAAUAAUAAGAAAUGUGCAUGAUGUAACUACAGAAUCUGCUAAAAAAGUUACUCAUACUGGUCAGAUCUAUGAUGAGGAUGAUUAUCGUAAUUCACGAUUUGUAAAUAGGCCAAAGGAGGUUAACGAUAAUUGGGCUAUUAAAUUGAUUGACGAGGUUCCUCCUACAUCUGUAAAAGAUAAAAUUGUGGCAUGCGAUGGGGGAGGUGGACCUUUGGGGCAUCCGAAAGUUUAUAUUAAUUUGGACAAACCUGGUAACCAUACUUGUGGAUAUUGUGGUUUACGUUUUUAUAAAGAAAAUCAUUGAACGAACUUAAUAAAUACAUGUAGUCAAAUUAUAAGUUACAUAGAUAUUAUAAUGUAUAUUUAUGAUACUAAAUAGAAUCUAUAAAUGUAUGUUAAUAUAUAAAA